Messenger RNA from Paramormyrops kingsleyae, 690 nucleotides. NCBI's taxonomy places the organism in Eukaryota, Metazoa, Chordata, Actinopteri, Osteoglossiformes, Mormyridae. The record is from RefSeq and is a predicted model, not a curated record.
AUGCCGCGCCAUAGCAGUGAAUGGGACGUGCACACCACUGCAGAUCUACUCACUGGCUCCCUGCAGCUUGCCAUCGAUUCGCCCACUGGCUCCCCGCUGCUCGCUGCAACCCUGCCAGCCAUUCGCAGUCUCAGGAGGAAGAGGCAAGCUGUGCCCAUGGCUGCCACUUCACCAGACUCGGUAUCUCUGGAGUCCUGCCUAGGAAAAAACCACCACUCCUCCAAGCCUGUCUUCAUCUCUGCCAUGCCUCCAGAGCCCAUCUUUGCCUCUGCUGUGCCUCCAGAGCCCAUCUUUGCCUCUGCUGUGCCUCCAGAGCCCAUCUUUGCCUCUGCUGUGCCUCCAGAGCCUGUCUUUGCCUCUGCUGUGCCUCCAGAGCCUGUCUUUGCCUCUGCUGUGCCUCCAGAGCCUGUCUUUGUCUUUCCUGUACUCCUGGAGGCCAUGCUCCUGGUCCCCAGCCCAGAGAGUGGUGCUACACCCACAGUCCAGGCUCCUGGCCCCGAGAACGCCGCUUUGCCUGAGCCCCAGGCUCCUGGCCCAGGAAGGGCCACAUUACCUGCACCUGGCCCUGUGGCAGCCAUGCCACCCAAACCUGACCCAGGUGUCCUGGCUGCGCCCCUCUCACCUCCAGGCAGACUCCUGCAUGUGUCCUGUUCUGUAAACCUGCGCACGCUCUGUACCCACAUUGCUUAA